Biomphalaria glabrata is the source of this 1485-nucleotide messenger RNA. RefSeq lists its product as uncharacterized. The record is from RefSeq and is a predicted model, not a curated record. The coding region runs from base 1 to 1485 and encodes 494 amino acids. Lineage: Eukaryota; Metazoa; Mollusca; Gastropoda; Planorbidae. The transcript is spliced from 2 exons.
AUGGCUAAGGUAAGAGACCUCCAAGAGUUCAUUUCGCUAGGUAGGAGUAUCGGUGUCCCUGAGUCGGACAUUCUCUCGUUUGCUCAGAAUGAGAGGAAGUUAGAGCUAGAGUUACUUGAGGCCGAUAGGGCCGAACGCCAGGCAGAGAGAGAAGCACAGAAGGCAGAUAGGGAAAAGGAGUUAGAGUUAGCACGGAUUGCAUCCGAAAGGGCCGACAAAGAUUUAGAAAUAGCUAGGUUAGAGUCUGAGAGAGAGCUAGCUAGGAUAGAGUCUCAGAAGGAAAUAGGGUUAGCUAGGUUAAAUAGACAAGCGGACACUAGUGAUAACUCGUCAACAAGCUCUUCUUUAGAUACACCCCGUAAUCCUGUUAAACCCCCACAGCUCCCAAAGUUUGACGAACGGGUGGAUGAGAUAGAUAGUUACAUCACCCGCUUCGAACGCCAUGCACAAACUGUUGGGUGGUCCCAGGAUGACUGGGCCACUUAUCUGCUGUCCCUAUUGACAGGAAAAGCCCUCAAUACUGCAAAGAGGUACGAGGUGCAGGUCACGAAACAUUACCCAUCUCUGAGGGAAGCCUUGUUAAAAUCCUUCGAAUACACUAGUGAUGGGUAUAAAGGGAAAUUUAGGACUGCUCGUAUAGAAAGGGGAGAAACGUAUCAACUUUUUGGGACGAGAAUCAAAGGGUACCUAAAUAAAUGGGUGCAAAUGUCUGGGGCCGAACAGACAUUCGAAGGCCUUCUUCAGCUACUGCUGAUUGACCAGCUAUUGGAUAGGGCAUCAGAAGGGCUUACAAUAUUUCUAAAGGAAAGAAACCCCACGUCCUGGGACCAAACCUUAGAGUUGGCCGAAAACUAUAGACUGGCACAUGCGACCAGGAGUUUAGAAACAUCGAAAUCUAAACACAAGGGGGAAGAACCCAGUCUAGGAUACAUGGGGAGUCGUUCCACACCCCAUGCCAAUUACGCAACUGAUAAGAGGGUGAGUCCGGUAGGUGCUGUACAGGAAGGGAGGGCGACCGCUCCCAAACUCAAAGCAGGCCAUAAGGAAAGGGGGAGGAAACCUGUGGUCUGGCGAGAAGAAGAGGGAAGAAGUCCCAUAGCUGAUGGGUUCCUGAACGGAACUCCUAUUAAAGUGUUACGCGACACUGGGAGCUCAGUGGUAGUUGUGCGAUCUACCCUGGCACCUAAGCGUACUGGUCGAUUUAGGUGGAUUAAAACCAUCGACAGUACUAUGUUGAAAGUGGCGACUGCCAUGGUGCAGAUAGAUUCGCCUUAUUUUACUGGGGAAGUGGAGGCCCAUUUGUUGGAUCAUCCACUAUAUGAUUGUGUAGUUGGAAACAUACCUGGCGCUGCAGAUCCUUUUCAGCCAAAUCCUAAUUGGGGGGAUUCAGCUAAGGUAACUUUUGAGGAGAGUGAGGCCAGAAGUGCCAAGAUCUCGUCCUCUGCAGAGGUGAAUGGGGUGAUUCCCCCAUGCUCACCUAUUUAA